GGGAAAGUGGUCCUCGUCACUGUGGGUGCGAAAGGAAUAGGUCGUAUGAUUUCAGAGGCAUUCAUCACCAAUGAUGCGACAGUCUACAUUUCUGGAAGAGAUGCAAACACCUGCGUCAAAGCUGUAAAGGAUCUCAACUCCCUACAGAAAGGCACCGGUUAUUACAGCGCGGCCGACUUUUCCCACGAGGGAGAUUGCAAGAGAUUAGCAGAGGAGCUAUCCACUCGAGAAAGACGCAUAUUUCCCCUUCUCGUUGUCUAUUAUUCUAAGUCCUUUCAUUUAUGGUCCCCUAUUCUCUCCAUGAAUACCAUUCUUAAAGCUGCUUUUCCAGAGCUGCAUAUUCUCGUCAAUAAUUCUGGGGCGACAUGGGGUGCACCAUACGACGAAUACCCAUCCGCUGCAUGGACAAAACUCCUGACCCUCAAUGUCCACCGCGUGUUCACCAUCACCCAGCUCCUGACACCGUUACUCGAACGAGCCACCACAGCCAGUGACCCUGCCCGCAUUAUAAACAUCGGAAGCAUCAAUGGGCUUCCGGUGCCUGCCCGAGAGACAUUCGCCUACAGCGCCAGCAAGGCAGGAUUGCACCACCUGAGCCGGGCUUUAGCAAACCACCUAGGACGCCCGCGGAAUCACGUCGAAUACGGUGGGGUGUGGGCCGUUCCGCACCAAUAUGAUGGCGGCGACGAUCGAUAA
Penicillium mononematosum is the source of this 696-nucleotide messenger RNA. RefSeq names its product dehydrogenase with different specificitie. The record is from RefSeq and is a predicted model, not a curated record. The transcript is spliced from 2 exons. Gene Ontology annotation, molecular function: oxidoreductase activity. Lineage: Eukaryota; Fungi; Ascomycota; Eurotiomycetes; Eurotiales; Aspergillaceae. The annotation marks the transcript as partial.